AUGUCUGACAUCUCUGAGGAGGAGUUGAAGUACCUUGCGGAAAACGCAGACCGCAUCGUCCCUUACAUACCUCCCGGAUACUUUGCUCGUAUUAACGCAAAGGCCAAGGCUGACCGCGAGCGCAAGAAGGAGGAGGAAGAGGAGAACAACAAAAAGAAGAACGCCGAGGAGAAGAAUGACGAGGGGGAUAACAACGAGGACAUGAACGACGAGGAGGGGAACGAGAAGAACGAAGGCUGGGGAGGAUAUCCACAUGAAGGCGCUCCCAUCAUCUUCCACCUCUCUCACUUCGACUACGACAAGGACGGAAAUCUCGUCCCUCGCGUGGGACCCAAGACCCUUGCCCUCCAUUACGACGAAGAAACCGGAGACUAUGUUGGCGAGGUGAUCGCUAAGGUCGAGCCGGAGGAGGUUGAAGAGCAGGAGGUCGAGCAGGAUAAGGCCAAGGAGCAGACGAAGCAGCUCUCCUCCAAGCCCGUCCACCAGCGCAAGCCGAGAACCAACCUCUCCCUCCUCAAGCCGAUCCCCGCCUUCCCAGGAUACAAGGACCCCGACCUCCGAAUCAAAGAAGACUGGACCUUGCCCGUUGACCAGGUCGACUGGAAGGCACUUCACUAUCGCGAGGUCAUGCGAUCCAGAGAGAUGGGAGAGUGGCAUCGCUCUCAGUACAAGCUCGCCGUGAAGGACCGCAAGAAGGUCUGGAAGAAGGCAUCGCGCCGCCUGAAGGAGGGUCGCGGCGUCGUCAUGACGGAGGUCGUCCAGGAACCCGACCAGCUGGAGGUUUGA
This is a messenger RNA of Colletotrichum siamense, 786 nucleotides long. RefSeq lists its product as uncharacterized. NCBI's taxonomy places the organism in Eukaryota, Fungi, Ascomycota, Sordariomycetes, Glomerellales, Glomerellaceae. The transcript has 5 exons. The coding region runs from base 1 to 786 and encodes 261 amino acids. The record is from RefSeq and is a predicted model, not a curated record.